Cajanus cajan (pigeon pea) is the source of this 4301-nucleotide messenger RNA. NCBI's taxonomy places the organism in Eukaryota, Viridiplantae, Streptophyta, Magnoliopsida, Fabales, Fabaceae. The record is from RefSeq and is a predicted model, not a curated record.
UGCCUCUUAAACUUGUUUCAAAAUCCUUCACUGUCGCAGUUACAUCCCUUUCAACUUCUCACUUUUAGGGUUCAAUUUCUUCGAUGGUGCCCGGUCCUAAUCGUUCCGAUAACAACGGCGCCAAAGACGACACCGUUGCAAGGAAGAAGGUCAAGAACGAAGAUUUGGUGAGUUCAAAAGCCUCCCUUCAAACUUUCUCUCGUAUGUUCUAGACCGCAAAUUUCUACUCUGCUUUCUCUUGCAGCAAAAUGAAAAUCGAUUGUGGUAAUUUGUGCAAUCCGACGAGAAUUUGGCUCUGAAGCAGCAACUAGAGUUGUACGUGGAGUCUCUUGCAGCAAAAUGAAAAUCGAUUGUGGUAAUUUGUGCAAUCCGACGAGAAUUUGGCUUUGAAGCAGCAACUAGAGUUGUACGUGGAGAGGGUUCAGGAUCCCGACCAGGGAUUGCAGAAGGUUGCACUGGAGAGCAUGAGAAAUUCAAACUUCGACGAGUUCCAUGACUUCAGUUCCUUAGCCAUUGAAGUUUCCUCGCCCUCAUUAUGGCACUCUUAAGGCGUAUUACGAAACUAUGGGGAAGUCUGAUUUGAAGAAGUACCUGAUGGACAUUUUAUUGGUGUUGGCCCUCACAAUGUCUGCUGAAGGAAAACGAGAUAAAUUAAUGACCGUUUCAUUAGAUUCUUCAAGCAGUGGUUCUUUUGGAAAUUGGAUUUUCAAAAAUAAGGAACAUGGGGAGACUAGUGCUGCGGCUAGUCUGGUAUGCAUUUUCUCAUUGAAUGAGUUUACCUUAUCCACAGGUUCCUCUGGCGCUUGGUCUACUUUGUAUAUCGAAUCCAAAGGGCGGCAAAGUGGAGAUAGUGUAACGGAGACAUAUGUCCGUGGUAGUGAGCUUCAAAUUCCAGAUUGUACUGAUUAUUUCAUGGAAAAUUUGCAAAGGCUAUCUGACACAAAUUAUGUUCCAACAAAGUGGAUCACCGUAGUUCGAAAGCAUGCAGAAGUGAUUGUAGAUGAUGAUGUUAUCUUUUCUGUCUUUAAGAAAUAUUGUAAGAGACGUCCACCAAUUGAUACUAGAAAGGGAAAGCUGAAUCUUGUAUGAAAGAAUCUUCAACAUUUUCAUUAGAAAAUUUGUUAAUUGAAUGAUCACCAUUGAUCACAAGAGACGAAGAUGAAGAUGACGAAGCAGAUGAAGAUUAUCAUGUUUCAUUAUAAUAUGAAAGCAUUGAUGAGUCCAAUGAAGAUAAAAUUGAUGAUUGUGAAGCAUCUGAUAAUGAAGUGGAGUCGGAUGUUAUUGUUAAUAGUCCAAUGGUUGAACCAAUUUUAAUUUAUCCAUCUACUGAAGGGUGUUGAUUUGCGUCCACAAUUUUUUGCGGAGGCUAGUCAUCCACCAUCGCAACCACGUGUUUGGAGAAACCCUCAAAGGACAAGAGAACGACCACGUCGAUGUAUUCUGACUCUUGGUAGUGUUAGAGGUCAUAAUCAUGACGAAGAUCAGGAUGACGAUGAUGAGUAAACAUUUUAUUAUUAUAAAUAAUUACAUUAGUUUUGAAAAACGCUAAACAUGCUAAAAACUUAUAGACCGAUCAUCAGAGUUAGACGGAAAAUUGCGCUUGUUGUGACCUUCUUGUUUGCAUAUGCUACAUUUUUGUUGUCGUCGUGAGCUUUCAAUCCAAUCCUUCAUUUCUAAUUCUUGUUGAUUUUGGUCGCCCUUUCCCAUGCACAGAUGUUGGAUCUGGGACAAGUAUCCAAUCUUCAUUACUCGGAGGGAUUAAGUCUUCAUUUUCGAUCGGUUCCCACUGACUAGAGUAUGCUUUUAAAACAUAAUCAGUUGUAUAAACUAGAUCUAUAAACUGGUAGUAAUCAAUGCUAACAACACCACAUGCAGUUAUAACAUGAGAACAAGGAUAAUGAAAUGCUGUAAACUUUUUGCAUUGACAAUAUCGUUCCUUUAAAUUUACUACCCAUUUCUUUCCCCCUGUUUGUCUUAUUGGAUCAAAUGCCUCUUCAACCUCAAAUUUUGAAGAUUGAAUGUCAUAUCUACAAACUUGGUAGAAACAAGCCUCUUCUUGAUUUUUUUGCAAAGCUUCAACCAACUUUGAAACGAAAACUUUCCCAGAUGAAACAUCGGUAAACCGCGACUACCACGAUUACUAAAAUACUCAGCGCACCUGGUAUAAGUCAAUGAAACUAAUGCAGUGAUAGGCAGAUUUCUACAAUCCUUUAAAACCUUGUUAACACAUUCAGACAAAUUUGUUGUCAUGUGACCAUAUCUUCGACCAUUUGCAUCAUAUGUCAUGCUUCAUUUGUCUUUUGAUGUCCCUCUUAUCUACCUUUCAACAUCAGGGCUAGAUUUACAAAAACUUUGCAAAUUAUGAUAAAAAAUAUGUUUACACGGUGUAUACCCUGCAUACAAAUUAUCAAAAUGCACAAUAAAAUUUUUGAAAUGAUUAAAAAAUUUAAAAUAAGCUUUCUUACCUAACUUCACAAGUUGUUGUUUUAGUUUCACAUCCUUGAAUCGAUUAUUAAAAUUACUUGCAAUGUGCCUAAUGUAAUACUUGUGAUAUGUAUUUGGCGGUCUCUAACCAAGUGUCUCAUUGUCAAUGACCGAUUUAAUGCUACGAUGUCGAUCAGAAAUUAAACAUAUUCCUUGUUUAUUUGUAACGUGUAAACGCAAAUGAGAGAAGAAUCACGACCAUGUAAGUAAUGUUUCUUUUUCAACCACAACAAAUGCAAGAGGAAAAACGUUGUUAUUACCAUCCUGUGUUGUAGCAAUGAGCAAUGUACCUCGAUACUUGCCAUAUAGAUGAGUGCUAUCAACUUGUAUCAAGGGUUUACAAUAAUUAAAUGCAUCACAACACAGUUUGAAUGUCCAAAAUAAUCUGUGAAAUUGACGGUAACAACGAUUACUAAUAAAAAACACAUCAUGACACAGAUCAUAAAAUGAUCCUGGUGCAAUUUUUUUCAUGUAUUUAAGCUAUCGAGGUAAAUAAGCAUACGAUUCUUCCCAAUUUCAAAAAAUUUUAACAAUUGCUUUUUGUUUGGCCAUCUAAUCCUUUCUAUAAGAUAUUUUAAACCCAGUUUGAGAUGUUAUUCUCUCUUGGAUAAGGCUAAUCUUAAUUGCUGGAUCUUGGUUAACCAUUCCUACAUAUUAAAUAUUAGUAAUGAGUAAGAUAAGUUAUUAUUAAUAUAAACUAUAAACUUUGCAGAACUUACCUUGUAUAAAUGAUGCGUUUAACUCAGAAUCUAACUUAUCAUGAUCUUGUGACAAAGACAUGUUCAAACAUGUAUGACAUCCAAGCCUUUUUAUAAGAUAUUUUAAACACAGUUUGAGAUGUGACUUUCCACUUAUCAUAUUUCUUUGACUCAAGGGUUCUCAUGUACCAUCCACAUCCAUCAUGUGCAUUUGGACAUCUAACAACCCACUUGGUCUUUUCGACUCAACCACAUAAAAUUUUUGAUGCAUUCUCAUUGCAUUUUGCUUUACUGCAUUUUUAACCGCAUCUUUAUUCUCAAACUCCAACCCCACAUAUAAAUCUUGGCCAAUUGACCAACUAUUACGCAGAUCCAUCCCUGGAUAUCUUCUUCAUCUGGAUGAUUCUAAUUGAUGUUAGUGUAGUGAGGUAAAUUACCCCAAAAUUGACUUCCACCUAUUUUAAUAAUAAUAAAUAUAAUAAUUUCAAUAAAAUCAAUUUCAACAACUUUUUUUAAACAAAUAACACAUUAUUGACAAAUUUAAUUUUCAGAUAUUACCUUCAGUAGAUGGAUAAAUUAAAAUUAGUUCAACCAUUGGACUAUUAACAAUAACAUCCGACUCCACUUCAUUAUCAGAUGCUUCACAAUCAUCAAUUUUAUCUUCAUUGGAUUUAUCAAUGCUUUCAUAUGAUAUUGAAACAUGAUAGUCUUCAUCUGCUUCUUCAUCUUUGUCUCUUGUGAUCAAUGAUGGUCGUUCAAUUGACAAAUUUUCUAAUGAAAAUGUUGAAGAUUCUUUCAUACCUAUUUCAGCAUAUAAUUCCAUUAUUAGUAUCACAUUCUGGCUUUGAAAUGCUUCUGUCAUGCAUUAUACACCAUCAUCGUCACUCAAUUUCAAUGAAGAAUAUAUGCUGUCAUCAUCUUGUGAAACUAAAAAUCUGUAACUUACAGAUAAUAUCACUUGAUUUGACUUAAGACCAAAUUUGUUGUGAAUCAUUCUCUUUAAUAUAUCCAGAGUUAUACCUUGUUUAAUAUACAUUCCUUCUCUUGGUCCAUCAAAUGUUACACCUUGAGAACCUUCAUACAUCUUUCCAGUGUAAAUAUAAGCAAUAAUUUGAUUCA